AUGGAGUCGAGCUCAAAGCGUCGCAAGAUUGACCAUGCGGGCGCCGGCUUGUGGCACCAUGGCCUCAUCGACUUCGAGUCUCGAAGCGCCGUCCAAGUGUCGACGGCCACCACCUUUGUCCUCCAGACCGACCAGCUUCUGCACGAGGCCAGACUGAACUACAGAAAGGCGCUCAAGGGCGUAGAUGAUCACCUCUUCCGCCUCAAGGAAAUCCUCGACGCAAUCGAGCCCCAUGAGCCAGUUCCCAUCGGCGAAGCCACCGCCAAGUUCGAGAAGAAGCACGCCGUCGUCGUUCCGUACCCAGAUCCCAAGCCCGCCAACGACGCGCCCUACAAGGUCUCGUACGCCAGGCCGUCGCAGUGCAACGUCGUCGGCAGCUACGUCUCCAGGACCAUGGUCAAGUCGCAGCCUGCGCUCGCCGUCGACAUGGUUGUCCAGAUGCCCAAGUCGCUGUUCCAGGAAAAGGACUACCUGAACAUGCGCUACUUUUAUCGCCGGGCCUACUAUCUCGCCUACAUUGCAGUCCAUGUGCGCUCCGCGCUGGACGACUCCGUGGACUUGACCUUUGAGCAUCUCAACGACAACCCUUUGCUACCGUUGCUCGUCAUCCACCCUCGCGCCAAGGAGGGCAAGUCCAAGAAAAGGGUCCGCUCGGAGCCCAAGUAUAGCAUAAGACUGAUCCCUUGCGCUCCCGACGAGCUCUUCCCCUGGUCCAAGCUCACUCCCGCCUCCAACUGCAAUCGAAACGGAGAGGCAACCAAGGAAAAGUCUUCGGCCACGCCCUUCUACAACUCCACUCUGAAUGCGGAAAGGACUUUCAUCCCAUACCUGCGCGUCCUCGCCCACGCGCGAAACGAGUGCCCCGCCUUUCCAGACGCCUGCAUUCUCGGAAGGAUAUGGCUGCAACAACGCGGCUUCGGAGGCGCAGUUUCUCAAGGUGGGUUUGGACACUUUGAAUGGGCAAUCAUGAUUGCGCUGCUACUGGGCACCGACGGCCGUGAAGGCCAAUCCGUCCUGUCCACAUCGCUCAGCAGCACCGAGCUCUUCAAGGCGGCCAUCCAGUUCCUCGCGACGACGGAUUUCAACAAGAAAGCCUUUGCCUUUGCCGCAUCCACAGCAGACGCCAAGACCUUUCGAGAACCAGGCCCUGUUCUAUUCGAUCCAACCCGAGAACUCAAUAUCGCAUUCAAGAUGACCCCAUGGUCCGCCGGACUGCUUCAGCUCUACGCAAGGUCGACGGCCGACUUGCUCGCUGAUGAGGCCACGGACAAGUUUGAUGCCACGUUUAUCAUGAAGGCGGAUUCCGUGCCCCAGCUGUUUGACGCGACAUUUGAGAUUGAAAGCCCCGACGUACUGUCGCGAUUCUCCGACACGGCCGACAGGAGCAGCCCAGCAUUCAAAUUCAGCCUAGAGGCCCACCGCAUACUCAAGAAGGCAUACGGGGAGCGUGCUCAACUCAUCCACUUCAGACAGCAACCCGGAGCGUCUUGGUCGCUCAACGCCAAGAUCCCGAGCCAGGCCCGGAAAGUCGACGUGGGCGUCAUUUUCGACCCGGCACAAAUGUCUCGUCAGAUGGAAUACGGACCUCCAGCUGAGGAUCCGAAGGAGGCUGCUGCUUUCCGCCAUUUCUGGGGUGACAAGGCCGAGCUGCGGCGGUUCAAAGACGGGAGCAUACUCGAGUGCGUCGAGUGGUCAAGCAGACUUCCGCGUCAAAUCUCUGAGGAGAUUGCUCGCUUCGCCCUCAAACGUCACAUCAAAGUUACCAAAGACGAGUUGACGUCCCGCGGAAGCGACUUCUCUUCAACCAUCGGCCUGUCACAUCUUGACAAGGAAGCCUUUGACGCGGCCAAGCGCGCCUUCUCGACCUUUGAGCGUGAUAUUCGCAGCCUGGAGGAGAUGCCGCUGCAGAUACGGCAGCUGUCUCCCGUCUCGCCCAUGUUCCGGUAUUCCUCUGUCGAGCCCCCAAUGCUGGCCUUCCACAAGGAUUCUGUCGAACUCAUGAACGUCAACCUCUACUUUGAGGCAUCUGCAAAGUGGCCCGAGAACCUGACCGCCAUUCAGGAGGCCAAGAUUGAGUUCCUGCUCGACAUUGACAAGCGCCUGACGGCUGCACACGAAAACAUGACAACAUGCCUGGGCCGCGAGAACAGGGCCGUGGGCAUUGAGAAUUUGGCAUAUCUCGACAUCGUCUACGACACUGGCGCAGCGUUUCGCAUCCGGAUACAUUGCGAUCUAGAGGAAGCUCUCCUGGAGCGGCAUGCCAACAGCCGGGCGCUGGAACACCGCGAACGCGACGAGUCUGCGGAAGCCCUGGCUAGGUUCCACUGGCUAUAUACGACCCUGCCUUUGCAUACUCAGACGGUGGCCACAUUCUGCACAAGACUGCAUCCCCUCUCGCAGUCCGUCAGGCUCAUGAGGCACUGGUUCGACUGCCACAAGCUGAGCGGCCACUUCAGUGCCGAGCUGAUUGAGCUCUUUGUGCUGCAUGUCUUCCUCAAGCCGUACCCAUGGAAUGUGCCGUCGUCUCCCGCGACGGGCUUGUUGCGCACGCUCUUCUUCCUCUCUAGGUGGGACUGGCGGGAUGAGCCCCUGAUUGUCGACUCGGCCGAGACGCUCACCAGCGAGGAUCGGUCUUCGAUCCGCAAAGAGCUCGAGUCGUGGAGGAAGCGGGAUCCGCACAUGAACAGGUCCGCCCUGUUUGUCGCCACCAGCAACGACCAGUCCGGCAUGGCCUACACCCGCGACGGCCCUUCCAAGCUCAUCGCCUCGCGAAUGACCCGCCUCGCCAAGGCAGCCUACAAACUCGUCCGCGAACAAUCAGGGCCCCUUGACCCGUCCGCCUUGUUCCAGACCUCCCUGCGGGAUUACGACGUCCUCAUCCACCUCUCCACCAAGGCCGUCCGGGCCACCGCUCGCGAGGCCGGCGCCGAGGCCGGCGCCAGGAAGCCGGCGCGGUUCAAGAAUCUCGACGACCGCACGGGCAAGGCCCCCCUGCCCGCGCGCGCUCACCCCGUCGACGUGCUGGCCGGCGAGCUGCAGCGCGCCUAUGAGGACACGCUCGUGUUUUUCCGCGGCGGCGCCGACGAAGCCGUCCUCGCCGCCAUCUGGUGCCCCAGGUUGCAGCAGCAGCAGCAGGGCGUCAAGUUCAGGGCGGGUUUGCCGUACAACUUUUGCAGGCUCGCGGGUUCCGAUGCCGACGCCGAUCUCGUCGAGGUCAACCGCGAGGCCGUGCUGUUGGAGAUUGCGCGCGCGGGGGGGGACUUGAUCAAGAAGAUUGAGGUGGUUGACGAGGAAGAGGCGAAGGAUUGA
This is a messenger RNA of Hirsutella rhossiliensis, 3309 nucleotides long. Its product is annotated as nrap protein PAP/OAS1-like domain 5. Lineage: Eukaryota; Fungi; Ascomycota; Sordariomycetes; Hypocreales; Ophiocordycipitaceae. Gene Ontology annotation, biological process: rRNA processing; tRNA export from nucleus. The record is from RefSeq and is a predicted model, not a curated record. The transcript is spliced from 2 exons. Gene Ontology annotation, cellular component: UTP-C complex; CURI complex; small-subunit processome. Bases 1 to 3309 code for a protein of 1102 amino acids.